AUGACACAAAUACCAACGAUACCCGGGUCCACAAGCCUUGCCCUCGCCAUCCUAGCAUCCGGCUACUUAUGCGCCCUCUGCAUGACACCACCGAAUCCCUCGCCCGACCGAACCGAACGACAUCAAAAAGACCGUCUCUCCUUCCUCGCCGGCACCGGCGCAACCAUCACCCGCCGCAUCAUCGUCACCGCCAUCAUCUACCACUCCAUCCUCACCCUUCUACCCAUCUACGCGUCGUCCCAAACUCUAUCCACCUUCUGCCCACGACCUCAGAACCUCAACCCGUCGCUCUUCCACUGGACCCCCACCUCGGCAAGCGCCCUGCUCUUCGUCUGCGCCGGCGCGCUGAUCCGACUCGCCGCGUACAAGAGUCUCAGCCGGAACUUCACCUUCCAUCUUGCGGCGCCGGAUGAGCUCGUCACGACGGGGAUCUACGGCUGGGUGCAGCAUCCGAGUUAUACGGGGAUGAUGCUGGUGAUUGGGGGCAUGGUGCUGUUGGUCUUGAGGUGGGAUGGGGCGGCGGCGUGUUUUCAUGAGGAGGCGUGGCAGGAGCGGUUGCGCGGGUGGGGGGUCAUGGUGGUGGCGGGUGGUGCGUGUGUGAAUCUGGGGAUGUGGUUUAUGAGGAUGAAGGAUGAGGAGGAGAUGUUGAGGGGCAAAUUCGGGGAGAAGUGGGAGGUUUGGCAUCGGUCGACGAAGAGGAUGAUUCCGGGCAUCUUUUAG
Messenger RNA from Penicillium diatomitis, 720 nucleotides. RefSeq names its product methyltransferase family protein. Gene Ontology annotation, cellular component: membrane; endoplasmic reticulum. Gene Ontology annotation, molecular function: protein C-terminal S-isoprenylcysteine carboxyl O-methyltransferase activity. The transcript has a single exon. The coding region runs from base 1 to 720 and encodes 239 amino acids. The record is from RefSeq and is a predicted model, not a curated record. Gene Ontology annotation, biological process: C-terminal protein methylation. NCBI's taxonomy places the organism in Eukaryota, Fungi, Ascomycota, Eurotiomycetes, Eurotiales, Aspergillaceae.